Messenger RNA from Linepithema humile (Argentine ant), 1914 nucleotides. The record is from RefSeq and is a predicted model, not a curated record. Lineage: Eukaryota; Metazoa; Arthropoda; Insecta; Hymenoptera; Formicidae.
AUGCUUAGAAACUCCGUUCCUAUAAAUGGCGUAAUCGAAGAAGAAAGUGAGCUUAUCGGUAUGUUGACGAAGCAAUUAUAUCUUGCUGAGUCACAAAUGCGAAAAAUGAAAUCCGUUCUGACAAAAGCCGAGGAAGGAUUGCGAACUAAAGAUCAAGAAAUUGGGCGCCUAAAGCGGAAGAUCAAAGAGUGGGAAACUAAAUAUAAAAAUCAGGAACUCUUACGAAGGAAGGAGCAACAAAAUCAAGCCACCAAUUCCGAAUACUUCUAUCAACGAUGUUUCACACUGGAGCACAAGAUUCAUGAAAUGGAGUUCUUAAGUGAUUACGGACUGAUAUGGAUCGGCGAUACGAAAAACGUGACGACGAAGAACGCUGGUAGCAAUAAUUAUAUCGAUGCCUGUUAUGAUCAGCUAGUUGUAAAUAUCGAUCAGUUAAACCUAGCUGCUGGAAAGGGCGAAGUUCACAUUCAUCAUAACGAGAAAGGAGGCGGAGCGACUUUUAAAACACCCGUCUGCAUAGCACUAAGAUUAUAUAAAAACGGUAUGACCGUCAAAGGAGGGCCGUUACGAUCUUAUGAUGCUCCAUUUACAACUUCGUUCAUACGCGAUAUUCUAGAUGGUUACUUUCCAUCUGAAUUGCAACAAGAGUUUCCUGAUGGAGUGCCCUUUACGAUAGAAGAUCAUAGAACAGAAUUAUACGUAGGCGACUCCACUAACUUUCCUGGUCAAGGAUAUCGCUUGGGGAAGCAAUCGCCAGCAGAUAACUUGUUAUCGGCGAGCUUACGCAGGUCAAAUAAUAUUCUUCAACGACCUGGUUGUGCUAAUCCUUCAACAACAGAUAACACUUGCACUUUUCCGAAUGUUCCGCUUUUAUCUCUUCCAACAAGCCGUCUACCGAAGUUUAAGGCCUCUUCGGAAACAUCUUCUGUCGAUUUAUAUUCUCUGAGAUCGCAAAUUUUAGCCUCGCACAAUAACGUUUGUUCUCACUCUCACCUUCAGUCUCAUAUUAACGCUGAAUUAGCACGAAGCAGUCGGCGAGAAAAGAGAGAACUGGCUACAAAAAAUACGGAAUACGAUAUAUCUAUAAAUGAAGAGCAGUCAUCCAAAUUGAGAGAUGCUUUGAAACUUUCCAGUAAUAGCAGGACAAAAUAUCACAGUUGUUCCAACAGAUCAUCAUUCAGGUUUUCCCCGAGAUAAAUAAAAAAUAGAACUGACAUUUAUCUUUAUCCUGUUGAAUUAUAGUACCAUUUAUUUAAUCGAAUUAAAUUUUUCCAGUCGACUGAACACCGCCGGAAACCACCUUCGACCGCGUUCGAGAUCCGCUAGUUUGUCGGGAGAACGAUUAGGUGUUGGCAUGCAAUCGGUGUUACGGCCAAAGGCAUCGAGCAUAGCGGAAAUCAAUAAAGUCGGUCAGCUCAAGAUCGCCAAUCCCAUCGCCGGAUGUUCCGCGACGAAACAUCCUCGUUACUCAAAAUCCGCUACUUGCGCGAGGAAGAGUAUGGCACCGUUAUUGCAUCAGGUUAACGAGGCGACUGGAAAGCCUGGCGAGUUGCGAUUGAAAGUUAGAUCAUUAACCGGUAGCACUAUAUAUCUGGUGCAUGUGUUCGCCAACGAAUCGGUGGCGAGAUUGUAUGAAUUACUUGAUAAAGCUAUGCAAACAUCUGGCCAUAGAGGAUACAAAGUAGUUUUGAGCGGAUAUUCACCGAAGAGACUGGAACGUGUAAAUGCAUCCUUAAAGGAAAGCGGAAUUAGCAGAGACUGCGUCCUUCAUCUUGUAAAUGAUUGAAUGUUUAUCAGCUUGUAAAAAGUGGAUCUUGUACCUCAAUAUGUCACGUUCAGACGAAGGAGAGGAAUCAUUGUGAAACGUUUAUUUACUUUACACGGAGUUUUGUCUUAAAACAUAAUUGUCAUGAU